UCAAAAAAAAGCUAAAAAUAUUCGACCUUUGAUAAAAUCUAAAUAAACAUAGGAAUGUUUUGUCACUUUGCUAUUUUGGAAAGAAACAUCUUUUCGAUUACUUAAAAUAAAAUCAUAUUAUAAUAUUACACAAUCUUUGAUAUAGAUAACGUAAUAUAUUAAAGAUGAUCAAUAGAUUGGGUUAUCUUGUUCACAGCAUAAAAACCAAUGGUUUAGGUAGUCGUCAAUUAAAACGAUCGACCACAUGGAAUUUAAAAAUGUUAUUCUCAACUGAUACCAAAUCAAAAAAAUCAAAAAUAUAUUCAGCUUCAGAAGCUAUCCAAGAUAUUCCAGGUAAUAGUAAAUUAUUGAUAGGUGGAUUUGGUUUAUGUGGUCUCCCAGAAAAUCUAAUAAACGCGAUUAAAACACACUCAUCUGGAAAUUAUACAAUAAUAUCUAGUAAUGCGGGUGUUGAUGAUUUUGGGUUAGGAAUAUUGUUAAAAGAACGAAAAGUAAAACGGGUUAUUGCUUCAUACGUCGGUGAAAAUGCCGAAUUCGAACGUCAAUUUUUAGCUGGUGAGUUAGAAGUUGAAUUAACACCCCAAGGAACAUUAGCCGAAAGAAUACGAGCUGGAGGGGCUGGAAUUCCAGCAUUUUUUACUCCAACUGGUUAUGGAACUUUGGUUCAAAAAGGUGGAAUUCCUAUUAAAUAUGGAAGUGGUGGUAAAAUUGAUAUAGCUAGUAACCCAAAAGAAGAGAAAAGUUUUAAUGGAAGAAAUUAUGUUAUGGAGGAAGCUAUUAUUGGAGAUUAUGCUUUAAUUAAAGCUUUGAAAGCUGAUACUGUAGGCAAUUUAAUUUUUAGUAAAUCAAGUCGUAAUUUUAAUGCGCCAAUGGGACGAGCAGGAAAAAUUACAAUAGCAGAAGUAGAAGAAAUCGUCGAAUGUGGACAAAUAAACCCAGAUGAUGUUCAUCUUCCAGGAAUUUUUGUUGAUAGAAUUGUUAAAGGCGAAAAAUUUGAGAAACGAAUUGAAAAAUACACCGUCCAAAAAGAGGAUUCCUCAAAAGCUUCCAACACGGGUUCUACUAGAGAAAUUAUAGCCAGACGAGUUGCUUUAGAAUUUAAAGACGGAAUGUAUGCUAAUUUGGGUAUAGGAAUUCCAGUAUUAGCUUCGAAUUACAUUCCAAAUGACAUCACAGUAUACCUCCAAUCUGAAAAUGGAAUUCUAGGAUUAGGACCUUUUCCAACUCCGGAUAAUGUUGACGCAGAUUUAAUCAAUGCUGGCAAAGACUUGGUUACUGUUAUUCCUGGAGCUUCUUAUUUUGGAAGUGAUGAUAGUUUCGCUAUGAUAAGAGGGGGACACGUUAAUUUAACAGUUUUAGGAGCGAUGGAAGUUUCAAAAUACGGUGAUUUAGCUAGUUGGAUGAUUCCGGGUAAAUUGGUAAAAGGAAUGGGUGGUGCAAUGGAUUUGGUUGCCGCACCCGGAACGAAAGUCGUUGUUUGCAUGGAACAUACAGCUAAAAACGGAAAACAUAAAAUUUUGGACAGUUGUAGCUUACCAUUGACUGGAGAAAAAUGCAUUAAUACAAUAAUUACGGAGAAAGCUGUUUUUGAUGUGGAUCCUAAAUCUGGUCUCACACUUAUCGAGAUUGCAGAAGGAAUUACCAUUGAUGAUGUCAAGACAUCUACGGGGUGUGAAUUUAAAAUUUCCAGCAAUCUAAAAUCUAUGGGACAAGUUGCUGGUUAAACAGAAAGAAUUACAUUUGAACCAAAAAAUGUUAAAUUUAAAUAAAUUAAUAAAAUAAAUUUUCUUAGAUGGCAAAA
Messenger RNA from Onthophagus taurus, 1801 nucleotides. RefSeq names its product succinyl-CoA:3-ketoacid-coenzyme A transferase, mitochondrial-like. Gene Ontology annotation, molecular function: succinyl-CoA:3-oxo-acid CoA-transferase activity. The record is from RefSeq and is a predicted model, not a curated record. Lineage: Eukaryota; Metazoa; Arthropoda; Insecta; Coleoptera; Scarabaeidae. Gene Ontology annotation, biological process: ketone body catabolic process. Gene Ontology annotation, cellular component: mitochondrion.